AUGGAGUUACGAGAUCGAGAAGGUAAAUGGAAGAACCAACAAUCCAUCAAUGAGGUGAAAAGAUUCGAUGAAUUCGUAACAAUCGAUUGGGUUGAAGAUGAAUUGAUAAAUCAUAAGAAUUCUCAAACCGAAACCUUGCAAAGCUCCUUAAAGAUCAAAUUGUUCUCGUUUAUUAGGAACUGGCUAGUGUUAUCUCUCAUGGGGGUAACGAUAGGAUUGAUCGCUGGUUCCUUGAACGUGAUAACUGCAUGGCUUGCAAGUGUACGAUUUGGAUAUUGCUCCAAGGGGUUUUACUUGAACGAAACCUUUUGUUGUUACCAACAGGGCCAUUGUGAUAGCUGGCAUACAUGGUGGCCAUAUGAAACUUUGAAUUAUUUCCAAUAUAUCCUUAUAUCCAUGUUUCUUGCAUAUUUAACAACUACCAUAGUGUUGAGAUAUUCACCUUUAGCUGCUGGGUCAGGAAUUUCAGAAAUCAAAUGUAUAGUGUCAGGAUUCUCCAUGAGAGGAUUCCUUGGAUGGUCAACCUUAUUGAUAAAAUCCAUCACUUUGCCUUUAGCAAUUGGUUCAGGGUUGAGUAUUGGUAAGGAAGGGCCUUCAGUACAUUAUGCUGUGAGUGUGGGGAAUUCUAUCGGUAAAUUAUUCGAAAAGUACAGAAAAUCAGCUUCCAAAGCUAGAGAGUUUUUAACUGCUACAUCAGCAGCAGGAGUUGCUGUUGCAUUUGGUUCACCUAUGGGUGGGGUGCUAUUUUCCAUGGAAGAAAUUUCCAACGUAUUUCAAUUAUCAACCAUAUUCAAAUCAUAUUUUUGCUCCUUAGUAGCUGUUUCAACCCUUGCUACUAUAAACCCUUUCAGAUCGGGUCAAUUGGUAAUGUUUGAAGUUGUUUAUGAUACGGACUGGCAUUACUAUGAGAUUCCGGUUUACAUAUUGUUGGGACUUUUCGGAGGAUUCUAUGGUAUUGUCGAAUCCAAAUUCAAUAUCAUGUGGGUAUCUUUCAGAAAACAAUAUCUUACAAAUUUUGCAGUCAGGGAGGUUUUGUUGUUAGCAUUAUUCACAUCAUCUAUCAGUUAUUUCAAUCAAUUUUUGAAAAUUGAUAUGACAGAAUCAAUGCAGAUUCUUUUCAACGAAUGUAAUGGGAUAAAUGACUUGAAGAUAUGUAAAUCUAAUAGUGGCUCGUUGAUAGUUUCAUUGUUUAUGGCCACAGUGAUACGAAUGCUUUUGAUUAUCAUAACCUAUGGUUGUAAAAUACCUGCAGGUAUAUUUGUGCCUUCAAUGGCUGUGGGGGCUACCUUUGGUAGACUCGUUGGAGUUUUGAUGGAAAUGUUUUACAACAAAAAUCCUGAUUUAUUCAUUUUCAAAAACUGCACUACAGACAAAUGUGUCAUACCGGGAACUUAUGCAUUUUUAGGCUCAGCUGCCACAUUGAGUGGUAUUACACAUUUAACAGUGACUGUUAUUGUCAUCAUGUUCGAAUUAACUGGGGCUAUUAGGUACAUCAUCCCUACCAUGAUAGUUGUAGGCGUUACUAAAUUCAUAGGUGACAAAUGGGGUAAAGGAGGAAUAGCUGAUCAGAUGAUCACUUUCAAUGGAUUACCGUUGAUUGAUCCCAAAGAAGAUAUUUCUUUCAAUUUAAAUAGCGUAGAAAAAGCUAUGUCUAAUGUAUUGAUAGCAUUACCUGUAAUCAGCGAUACACCUUUGACAGUAGGAAAAUUGAAGUCAAUAAUUGGAAAGAAUGAUUAUAGAGGUUACCCCGUCAUCGACAAUGAAUUUACCCCCAAGAUAUCGGGGUUCGUCAACACUUCUGAUAUAAGAUAUUUUUUCGAGAAUAGGGAACUACCUGAUGAAAUGGUGGUGAAUCUUUCUAAAACCCACAACGACGAACAAUUGAAUAUGGGAGAACUCGUCAAUCCUUGCCCCUUGACCAUUAGUUCCAAUACCACAUUGGAGUAUGUGGCUGAGAUUUUUGUCAAAUUAGGACCUAGAUACAUAUUAGUAGAAUCUGAUGGGUGUUUGGUUGGUCUCAUAACCAGAAAAGAUGUAUUGAGAUAUGAACAUUCCGUACAUCAUAAACCGCAAGAACCUCAAUUUGAAAGAAAACUUUGGGAUCUUCUAGUAUCUACAUCAGUAGAUAUAAAGAGAAAGUUGGGCCAAUUGAUUUCAAACGAUCCAACAAGAUUUUUGUAG
Yamadazyma jaroonii is the source of this 2181-nucleotide messenger RNA. Lineage: Eukaryota; Fungi; Ascomycota; Pichiomycetes; Serinales; Debaryomycetaceae. The record is from the annotation of a GenBank genome assembly.